Molecule: messenger RNA, 1540 nt
Organism: Bactrocera tryoni
Lineage: Eukaryota; Metazoa; Arthropoda; Insecta; Diptera; Tephritidae
Gene: CstF64
Product: cleavage stimulation factor subunit 2
Exons: 4
Coding region: 159-1403 (414 amino acids)
Biological process (GO): mRNA 3'-end processing
Cellular component (GO): mRNA cleavage and polyadenylation specificity factor complex
Molecular function (GO): mRNA binding
Source: RefSeq, a predicted model, not a curated record
GAGUCGUUUUCAGCUGUAUGAUUUGCCGCUGACAUAUAGGAAAAAAUAUUAAAUUUUAAAACAUCUAUAAAUUUCUUUGAAAUUUUAUUAGAAAGUCUUAGAAAGGUGAAAUUGCGGAUUUAAAUUUAAAAGGACUACAGAGACCUAAAAACGUAAACAUGGCGGAUAAAAAUUCCGAACAAAGUAUUAUGGAUAAGUCCAUGCGAUCCGUUUUCGUGGGCAAUAUUCCAUAUGAAGCAACGGAGGAGAAACUUAAGGAGAUUUUUAGUGAGGUGGGACCGGUCCUAUCACUCAAGCUAGUAUUUGAUCGUGAAAGUGGAAAGCCUAAAGGUUUUGGGUUUUGUGAAUACAAAGAUCAGGAAACGGCUCUUAGUGCCAUGCGUAAUUUAAAUGGUUAUGAAAUCGGUGGUCGUACACUACGUGUAGACAACGCUUGUACUGAAAAGUCUCGCAUGGAGAUGCAACAGCUGCUGCAAGGCCCCCAAAUUGAGAAUCCCUAUGGCGAACAUUGUGAUCCAGAUCAGGCACCAGAAAUAAUCACAAAGACCGUGGCAUCUUUGCCACCAGAGCAAAUGUAUGAGUUGAUGAAGCAUAUGAAGCUUUGUAUACAAAACAAUCCUUCAGAAUCUCGUCAAAUGUUGAUGUUAAAUCCUCAACUUGCAUACGCUUUGUUGCAAUCAAUGGUUGUAAUGCGUAUAGUUGACCCGCAAGCAGCAUUGGGAAUGCUGUUCAAAGCAAAUCAGAUGCCACCUGUACUUGGUGGAAAUCCGUUGUCUGGAAGUGUGCAGUCGCAAAGUAUAUCGUCAAAUAUUAUGCAACAAUCACAGCCACAACCGACACAGCCGCCGCCAUUAGUUGGAGGACCACCAAUGCCCGUACCCGGUCCGAAUUUCAAUGUAAUGCAAGGCGGUGAUAUUGAUUUACGCGCUAUGAGCGGUCCUGCAUUAGGUGGACCCGGCAACAUGGAUCCAAGGCAAAUGGAUCCGCGCAUGGCUCGAAAUAUUGACCAAGAUAUGCGCGCUAUGCCGAAUCCUGUACCGCCACCACACAUGGAUCCACGUGCACAGCGGCAGAUGCCACCACAACAGGUCAAUCCACAACCGUCAUUCCCAACGGAUCCGCGACAACGACAAAUCGACCCCCGACUUCGUGGAAACGCAGGUGGCCCACCGGGCAUACCAGGUCCCACUAUGUCACAGCAACAACAAACAGCUCAGCAGCAGCUGCAAAAUCGUUUAGCUUCGAAUUGUGGCAUACCAAACGAUGCAACGGAUCAGGAAAAAGCCGCUCUUAUUAUGCAAGUGUUGCAACUAUCUGAUGAGCAGAUUUCGCAAUUACCACCGGAGCAACGCGCCAGUAUUUUGGUACUCAAGGAGCAGAUCGCAAAGAGCACACAGCGUUAAUUUCCAAUAUAUUCACUAUAUAAAUGAAAAACUGGAUUGCGUAUGACUUAACUAUUUCCAAUUUAAUAAUAGGUACCAAUGUAAUGUAUAAUUGGUUUUUUCAGACACAAUAAAAAAUUGAACAUUCGAUUAUAAAA